CAGGUGAACAUAACCACUCGGCCACGGGGCCAGCCCCCAUACUAAAAUAUUUUGAAAGAAAGAAUAUGAUGUAAGGGAUUUGCCUCAAAAUAAUCCGAGGCAGGCAGAAGCGGGUGGGGGUGUGGACGGCUGCACAAUUCAAUAGGUGUUGACCGCUCAGUGGUCUGGACGUGGGGGUUCCUUUUUGCAGAUGCUUUAAUUUUUCCAGAAUAAAAAGUAAAAAAACAAAGCACCCUUCAUUCUGGGGUACGUUUCACAGGCACCCCAGGUGGGUGCAUGCCGGGGAUCUACCCACCCUACCUGGAGAAACAGCUCUGCGGGGCUCAUGGACGUGAACUCAGGCGGUCCUGCAGAGUAACCCCUGGGCCAGAGCAAAGGGCCUACUCGGUUCACCUCCCUGCGCCUUCCCCCUCCGCCAAAUAAAUGGGGACAACAGGGGUCCUCAGGGAGAUGAGGGUGCAUAUCGUGUCUGGCCUUGUCUCUUUUUACCUGGGCCGCCUGGAAGCUGAAUUUUAGCCAGUGCGGAUUUAUACGGAUUUGUCUGUCUAUUCUUCUUUGGAAGUAAAGAGGUUUUGAAAAUAAUUGUUGAUAGGAUGGUGUGAUUUUUUUUUUCUUUUCCAAAACUUUUUUUAAUGUUCUUUCAUUUGUGCAAUGAGAAGAGGGAGUGUUUGGGUGCCCUGGGUGGAUGCCUCGGAAGGCUGUCUCUGCGCCCUUCUGAGGCCCCUUCCCAAACCCCGCACUCCGCGGGGGGUGAGGUACUUUCCUCCGAGAAGAAAGUCACUGCUUCCUGGUGGGGCCCCAAGGUCGUGGCCGAGGGCACAGGUGGGGCGGGGGAGGAAGGGGUUUGAGCAGGGCCAGCCGGCGCGGCAGGUUUGUCCUCGUCCGCGGCGGGCCCGGUGUUGAUACAACAGAGCCUGGGAAGGAGAAGCAGCCGGGAGUGGCUCGUCGCCGCCUGCGGAACCCCGGCCGGGCUGGUCCCACCCGCCCGUCGCCCGCCGCCCGCCGCCGCGGCCCGGGGGCUCCCUGCCAGGGGUCGGAGGAAGGAAGCCGCCGGAGAGCCGAGCCCCAGCGCCCGCUCCAGACCCCCAGCCCGGGACCUGCUCGGAUGCAGCUGGGGUAGGAAGACCAAGGCUGGGUCAAGAUGGCGUCCGUGUUUCGAAGUGAGGAGAUGUGUCUGUCACAGCUGUUCCUCCAGGUGGAGGCUGCCUAUUGCUGUGUGGCUGAGCUUGGAGAGCUUGGAUUGGUUCAGUUCAAAGAUUUAAAUGUGGCUGUGAACAGCUUCCAAAGGAAAUUUGUGAAUGAAGUCAGAAGGUGUGAGUCGCUGGAGAGAAUCCUCCGUUUUCUGGAAGAUGAGAUGCAAAAUGAGGUUGAGGUUCAACUGCCUGAGAAGUCCCCACCGACCCCUCUGCCACGGGAAAUGAUUACCCUGGAGACUGCUCUAGAAAAACUGGAAGGAGAGUUACAGGAAGCCAACCAGAACCACCAGGCUUUGAAGAAAAGCUUCCUAGAACUGACGGAACUCAGGCAUCUACUGAAGAAAACCCAGGACUUCUUCGAGACGGAAACCAAUUUAGCUGAUGAUUUCUUUAUUGAAGACACUUCGGGUCUCCUGGAGUUAAGAGCUACGCCUGCAUACAUGACCGGAAAGCUGGGGUUCACGGCCGGCGUGAUAAACAGGGAGAGGAUGGCUUCCUUUGAGAGGUUGCUGUGGCGCGUUUGCCGAGGAAACAUCUACUUGAAGUUCAACGAGAUGGACAUGGUUCUCGAGGAUCCCGUCACAAAAGAAGAAAUUAAAAAGAAUAUAUUCAUCAUAUUUUACCAAGGAGAGCAGCUGAGGCAGAAAAUCAAGAAGAUCUGUGAUGGGUUUCGAGCCACGGUAUACCCCUGCCCAGAGCCUGCGGCGGAGCGCAGAGAGAUGCUGGCUGGCGUCAACAUGAGGCUGGAAGAUUUAAUCACCGUCAUAACACAAACAGAGUCUCACCGUCAGCGCCUCCUGCAAGAAGCAGCUGCCAACUGGCACUCCUGGGUCGUCAAAGUGCAGAAGAUGAAGGCCGUUUACCAUAUCCUGAACAUGUGCAACAUCGACGUCACCCAGCAGUGCGUCAUCGCUGAGAUCUGGUUCCCGGUGGCGGACACCGGGCGCAUCAAGAGGGCCUUAGAGCAAGGCAUGGAACUAAGUGGCUCCUCCAUGGCCCCCAUCAUGACAGCAGUGCAAUCUAAAACAGAUCCUCCCACAUUUAACAGGACCAAUAAAUUCACAGAUGGCUUCCAGAACAUUGUAGACGCUUAUGGCGUAGGCAGUUACCGGGAAAUAAACCCAGCUCCCUAUACCAUCAUCACUUUCCCCUUCCUGUUCGCUGUGAUGUUUGGAGACUGUGGUCACGGAAUAGUGAUGCUACUGGCAGCCCUCUGGAUGGUCCUUAAUGAAAGGUACUUGCUCUCCCAGAAGACAAACAAUGAGAUUUGGAACACCUUCUUCAACGGGCGCUAUCUGAUCCUCCUUAUGGGCGUCUUCUCCAUCUACACGGGCCUGAUUUACAACGACUGCUUCUCCAAGUCUUUCAACAUCUUUGGUUCUUCUUGGAGUGUCCGACCCAUGUUCAGAAAUGGCACGUGGAAUAGACAAGUAAUGGAAACAAACCCAGUUUUACAGCUGGACCCGGCCAUUCCAGGAGUGUACUCUGGAAAUCCAUAUCCAUUUGGGAUUGAUCCGAUUUGGAAUGUGGCUUCAAACAAACUAACGUUCCUGAACUCCUAUAAAAUGAAGAUGUCGGUCAUCCUGGGAAUCGUCCAGAUGGUUUUUGGCGUUAUUCUCAGCCUCUUCAAUCACAUAUACUUCAGAAAAACUCUCAACAUCAUUCUGCAAUUUAUCCCAGAGAUGAUUUUUAUCCUGUGUCUGUUUGGAUACUUGGUUUUCAUGAUCAUUUUCAAAUGGUGCCACUUUGAUGUCCACAUGUCCCAGCACGCCCCAAGCAUCCUCAUCCACUUCAUCAACAUGUUUCUGUUCAACUACAAUGACCCUUCUAAUGCACCCCUCUACAAACAUCAGCAAGAAGUCCAAAGUUUCUUUGUUAUUAUGGCUUUGAUUUCUGUGCCCUGGAUGCUUCUUAUUAAGCCAUUUAUUCUUCGAGCCAAUCAUCGGAAAUCCCAGUUGCAGGCAUCCAUGGUCCAAGAAGAUGCCAACAAGGACAUGGAAGGUGGCAACUCCAACCCUUCCAUGAGCCCUGGUCAGGGGGCUUCUGCAGGGGCCCACGGGGCUAAGGACGACCAUGAAGAAGAGUUCAAUUUCGGAGACGUCUUUGUGCAUCAAGCCAUCCACACGAUCGAGUACUGCCUGGGCUGCAUUUCAAACACAGCCUCUUACCUCCGGCUCUGGGCCCUCAGCCUGGCUCAUGCACAACUGUCUGAAGUGCUCUGGACCAUGGUAAUGGACAUUGGCCUUCGCAUUCGAGGCUGGGGAGGACUCAUUGGGGUCUUUAUCAUUUUUGCCGUGUUUGCUGUCCUGACAGUGGCCAUCCUCUUGAUUAUGGAGGGCCUCUCUGCUUUCCUGCACGCCCUGCGACUGCACUGGGUGGAGUUCCAGAAUAAGUUCUACGUCGGGGCUGGUUACAAGUUCUGUCCAUUCUCCUUUAAACGCAUCCUGGAUGGGACGGCCGAGGAGUAGCUGCAGGCCCAGCAGUGCCGCCUCCUCCUGCGUUGGUCUCUGUGUCAGUGGAAGAAGUUCAGUCUUGUCUUUAACGUCAGCCUGUGCAAGGCCGUCAAUAGAAUGAUUGUUCUCGGCUAAGUGGAGGCGGGAAGCUAUGUAGUAUUUAGUUAAAAGCCUUGGGAUUUGAUAUGACUUAACCAUGUCAUAGAGGGACCACAAUGGCAAGUCAUUUCAACCUCACGUGGGGUCUUAAUUAUCAAAUACUAAAGUGAUUGAGAAAUGGAGGGGGGCAGGGUGCUAAACUGAUGUUUUCUUGCAAUAUUUUAAGUAUUAUAUUGAAGAAAAUAAACUUCUGGGCCAUUCA
This is a messenger RNA of Equus quagga, 4010 nucleotides long. RefSeq names its product ATPase H+ transporting V0 subunit a4 (gene ATP6V0A4). Gene Ontology annotation, cellular component: plasma membrane; vacuolar proton-transporting V-type ATPase complex; vacuolar proton-transporting V-type ATPase, V0 domain. Bases 1142 to 3664 code for a protein of 840 amino acids. Gene Ontology annotation, biological process: vacuolar acidification; proton transmembrane transport. Gene Ontology annotation, molecular function: ATPase binding; proton-transporting ATPase activity, rotational mechanism. The transcript has 21 exons. Lineage: Eukaryota; Metazoa; Chordata; Mammalia; Perissodactyla; Equidae. The record is from RefSeq and is a predicted model, not a curated record.